Messenger RNA from Cryptomeria japonica (Japanese cedar), 1965 nucleotides. RefSeq lists its product as uncharacterized. Bases 1 to 1965 code for a protein of 654 amino acids. NCBI's taxonomy places the organism in Eukaryota, Viridiplantae, Streptophyta, Pinopsida, Cupressales, Cupressaceae. The record is from RefSeq and is a predicted model, not a curated record. The transcript has a single exon.
AUGCUUUCCCCUGAUGUUAGAGGUCUUUAUCUCCCUAACAAUGAUGAGCUUAUAAACUGUCAGUUUGCUGAUGAUACUGCCUUAUUUUUUGAGCUUUCCAACAAUAACUUUGUAGCCUUGCAAACCAAACUUACUUUGUUCUGCUCUAUCUCUGGUGCUCGUAUUUCCCAAUCCAAAUCCAUCUGCCUGGGGUGGGAAGAGCAACCUCCUAUUUGGUUCAAUCAAUAUAACUUCCAAUGGGGUAGACCUCAUAAGAUUGUUAAGUAUUUAGGUAUCCCCUUCUCUGUUGAGCCUUCCCUCAAAGACAUGUGGUCUUGGAUUAAGGAAAAAAUUGAUAAGAAGCUAAAUAAGUGGCAUAACAGAUCUUUAUCUCUUGCUGGCAGAAUUCAGGUUUGUCAAAAAAUGUUGUCCUCAUAUAGCAUAUACUACUCCUCUGCUUGGAUGUUCAGUAACUACCAAAUUUUGAAAAUUCAAAAGGCCAUUUGGAGCUUCCUCUGGUCUGAUGGUAAAGGCAAUAGAAAAAGGCAUGCGGUCAAAUGGGACUGGUGUCAUACUGACAAACUCCUUGGGGGGUUGGGGCUUAAAGACCUUAAAACUCAAGGUAUUGCUUUAUCCGCCAAAUGGAUCUUUCAUUCUAUGGAUGGGAACGAUCCAUGGAAGGUGCUGGUUAGGCAUAAUAUUGUAAGAGGCUUUCCUAAAAAAGCUAGAUCUUGGAGGAAUCUCCCAUUUUGUGACUUAAUUGUUGGCAACUUCCCAGUCAAUGUCCAAGGCUCUGUUGUUUUCAGAUCCAUCUGGAGAGCCUGGGACCAUGUCAGGAAUUUUAUCACCAAUAAGGAUUUCCAUGAUGCUAAGCAUCUAUAUGGUGAAAGAUCCAUUUGGUGGAACUUGCACUGGGCUGGUAAACCCCUGGCCCUUUCCCAAGGAUGCUCUGCUAGGUUGUGGGCUAAACUGGGGAUCUCCCAGCUUGCCAAUCUUUUUGAAAAUGAUAAACUCAUCAAUUGGGAUGAGCUCAAGAACAGAUUCAAUAUUUCAGACUCCCAAAAGAAGACUUAUAAUAUGAUUGUCAAGGCUACUAAGGACCUGCCCUCUGACUGUCAUGUGGACUCUCAUAGAUACUUAAAGUGCAAAUGGCCGGAUGGGGUCAUCAUGGUUAAUCUCAAAGCCAAGAAUAUCUAUAGAAUCAUUGAUCAUAAUGAAAAUAUUAUUAAUCAUAUCAAUACUGUUUGGUACUCUUCUCUUGAUGCUGUGUCUUGGAAAAAGUAUUUUGAUAUUCUCUGGAAAGGCCCUGUUGAGCCUAAAAUCAGAUGUUUUAGGUGGCUGAUUAUACUUGACAGACUCCCUAUUAGACAAGAUGGUCACACUACUGACAUUUGCAGUCUCUACAAGCUUCCUGAAACGGGUAGACAUAUCCUCUUUGAUUGCAUCUUUGCUAAAGAAAUAUGGAAUAUGUUUGGUAUUUUUUAUCCUUUAAAUGUGAACAUUCUGGAAAUUGUUACUGGUCAUAUUGAUGGGCUUAAAAAGGAUGCUAAUUUAUUUUGGAAUAUGCUGUCUUCUAACAUCCUCUGGCAGAUUUGGAAGUGUAGGAACGAGGAAAGGUAUCAAAGCAACCCUAGAGUUCUUACUGAGUUUUUUCAAAAACUCACCUUUUUAAAAAUCUUUCUGCAGGUCCACACAACAAUGAUGAUGGAGAAAGACAAGUUGAGAAGAUUCUUGAAAGAUGGGCACGCCAUUGUUUUUGUCUAUGAGCUAAAGCAUGGUCACGAGUGGAGGAGGAACUUCGAUGACCUUCAAAUGUUUGAACGAACUUGCAAAAGGCUGAACCAAGAGAUCAGGAAGAAUAUUAAUUCAAGGAAAAAUGAGAUAUUCAUGCUUACACAAAUCCGGGAGUGUAAGAUCAUAGUUUGGAUGGAGGGUCCUCUUGGUUGGAUUGCUUGGGUUGAUACCCAUUAUGAUGUCUUACACUAG